Schizophyllum commune H4-8 is the source of this 703-nucleotide messenger RNA. RefSeq lists its product as uncharacterized. The coding region runs from base 191 to 598 and encodes 135 amino acids. The transcript is spliced from 4 exons. The record is from RefSeq and is a predicted model, not a curated record. NCBI's taxonomy places the organism in Eukaryota, Fungi, Basidiomycota, Agaricomycetes, Agaricales, Schizophyllaceae.
AAGUGUAGAUUCCCCCAUAUCCUCUCUAGAAUCUCCUGCGCAGGGGGAUCAGCCAUCUCCGGGGAGGAGGCGAUGGUCGGAGCACGGGCCGGUGCAUUGAUCAAGGUCGCGGUUCAUCUGGCGCGCUCAUCACUCUUGUCCAUAACCGCUACGUUGCACGAGGCGCGCUGUUGGCGCCAGCUCUUGUUGGAUGCCCAAGCCGUCAGAGAUGGAUCAGCUGUAUACUUUGCACGGUUUAGAUCAUGGGGCGUCAUCCUCGACUGGUUUUACCCAGAGAGAACGGCAUCCAUGGACAAAAGCAAGCGUAUCAAUUCCGACGCCGCAACCGAGGUCGCAUCACAGUACAAGCACGGGCGUUCGGAAUCCUUAUGCGGGUCGCCUGAGCGACACUCUUUCCACUACCAAGCAGCAGGCCGGACAAAAGCGCCAGUUCUCUAGUCAACAACAUCCGCAGACCGUCACCAUUGUGAAUCGUGCUCAUGCGGGGUCUUCGCGCUCGGACCGGCCAACGAAGAGGCCACGGCUUGAUAGGCAUCUCACCCGGCCAACACGACGCGCUCCUCAUCCCCCGAACUCUUCGACCCCUCCCCAUUCGUAAUCGACCAUAGGAAGCCCCAUCAAUUCGACGAGCCUCUCCUACGCCCCGAUGGACCGACGACCAAGCGCGUCGAACAGCGCGUCAAGCAACGAGAGAACGCGCCCC